UUGCUCUCUCUAUCUCUCUCGUGAUUCCUUUUGUCUGCCCGGGGAGUAGGAUCCUGUUAUUUCCCGAGGCGAUUCUUUCUCUCUCUAACAAUUCCAACCUCUCUUUCUCUCUCUAAAAUCUGUCUCUCUCCUUCCUCAGUUUCGUCUCGUGCAGAGAGCUUCUCUGCUAUUUGCACUAUAAAUCCAUCUCCCGAAGCCCUAAUUCACAGUCAUUGCCAUUCCCUGUUUUGGCCCUUUUUUAUUGGCUUCCCCUGUUUCGGAGCAGUGAUAGAGAGAGAGAGAGAGUGUGUGUGUGUAUGUUUGUUGGUUGCUUAGAAGCUGUAUUUGUAGUUUCUACAAUGUCGACCUGCAACAAUGAAGAUCCUCGAAUCCAUGGCAUCGCCUCUUCUAUUCGAGUCGUGCCGAACUUCCCCAAGCCAGGUAUCAUGUUCCAGGACAUAACGACACUGCUACUUGAUCCCCAGGCAUUUAAGAACACCGUAGACUUGUUUGUCGAGAGGUACAAGGGCAAAAACAUCUCUGUUGUGGCAGGAAUUGAAGCAAGGGGUUUUAUAUUUGGUCCUCCCAUUGCAUUGGAGAUUGGGGCAAAAUUUGUUCCUUUGAGGAAACCAAGAAAAUUACCAGGUGUUUUACCCUUUCAAGCUUUGAUCUUCUCAAUCUUCACACAUUUACCCAUUCUUCAUGGCAAACAUCCUAAAGAAGGUGAGGUUAUUUCUGAAGAGUAUGUCCUUGAAUAUGGGAGAGAUUGUCUUGAAAUGCACAUUGGCGCUGUUCAACAAGGUGACAGGGCCUUGGUUGUUGAUGAUUUGGUUGCUACUGGGGGUACUCUUUGUGCAGCUAUAAACCUAUUAGAGCGCGUUGGAGCAGAUGUGGUGGAAUGUGCAUGUGUCAUUGGGCUGCCUGAACUUAAGGGAAGAGAGAGGUUGAAGGGGAAGCCACUCUACAUACUUGUAGAGUCUCGCUAAUGGUGGUGGUGGAGCAGAGACAGGCCAUAUCGCAGGAAUGGAGGAUUGAGGAUGUGUACAUUAGGAGUUAUUGAUGAUUAGGAGUUAUUGAUGAUUCUAUUUUGCGGGACUUGCACAUGCAGAGCCUCUCCCUUUCUCUAUCUCUGUGUAUGUGUGUUUUUGUUCGAACUGUUGAAACUUUUGUUUGGCCCUUAUUUGGGGGAACAUUGUGAACGAGAAAAUGGUUUAUCUUCUGUGUUUUAGGCAUAACCUUUGAACUUUUUAAA
Amborella trichopoda is the source of this 1231-nucleotide messenger RNA. RefSeq names its product adenine phosphoribosyltransferase 3. Gene Ontology annotation, biological process: adenine salvage. NCBI's taxonomy places the organism in Eukaryota, Viridiplantae, Streptophyta, Magnoliopsida, Amborellales, Amborellaceae. Gene Ontology annotation, molecular function: adenine phosphoribosyltransferase activity. Gene Ontology annotation, cellular component: cytoplasm; cytosol. The record is from RefSeq and is a predicted model, not a curated record.